Syngnathus acus (greater pipefish) is the source of this 738-nucleotide messenger RNA. RefSeq names its product LYR motif containing 1 (gene lyrm1). The record is from RefSeq and is a predicted model, not a curated record. The coding region runs from base 125 to 490 and encodes 121 amino acids. Gene Ontology annotation, cellular component: mitochondrion. The transcript is spliced from 5 exons. Lineage: Eukaryota; Metazoa; Chordata; Actinopteri; Syngnathiformes; Syngnathidae.
CUAUGACGUCAUUGCUACGCGACAGCAAUUUGAGCCACCCAAACCAGGCAGCUUCACCUUACAAGGAGCACUCAAGAUCACUUUUCAAAGGUCCCUGUGACAUUUCGUCCCAGUUUGAGUCCAGAUGACAGCCUCCACUCAGAGGACCGUGUUGUCGCUCUACAUGCGGGUGUUUCGCGUUGCACGAACAUGGCAAGCCCAAAGCGGAGUGGCAAGUGACACGCUAGCUGAGAGAAAUUAUAUCCUUCAGGAGGCACGCACGUUAUUCAGACAGAACCAGCAGAUGACCGAUCAAGAAGCAAUAAAGAAAUGUAUCAAUGAAUGUGAAGCGAGGAUAGAAAUCGGCCUACAUUACAGAAUCCCAUAUCCAAGAGCUACGUACCUGCCCCAAAUGGGACUGGCCACUCAGAAGGGGAGGAAGCUGCGAGCACAGCAGCGCCUAAGAAAGCAGGCCAAGCCGAUUUAUUUAGAGUCCCACAAGGAGACCUGACGCUCUACCCGAGCUACCGGAGAACCAAACUCUCGAGGGUGGCGUCACGAGCCCAACUCAUGAGAUCCAUGUCUUACUGGCACCCAUGGACCCUGCAUUAGUCAUGAUUAAGACACUUCCAGUCUUUUUGUUAUUUCCUUCACUUGCUGUAUUCACAGUGAAUUUAUUAUUCUGGUUUUCAAAAGAGGACAAUUGCAAAUGUGUUAUGUGUUAUUUUAUUACUUUUAAUAAAGUUCAUGUGAGGAACU